Messenger RNA from Lasiosphaeria miniovina, 651 nucleotides. RefSeq lists its product as uncharacterized. The record is from RefSeq and is a predicted model, not a curated record. Bases 357 to 623 code for a protein of 88 amino acids. Gene Ontology annotation, molecular function: zinc ion binding; nucleic acid binding. Lineage: Eukaryota; Fungi; Ascomycota; Sordariomycetes; Sordariales; Lasiosphaeriaceae. The transcript has a single exon.
ACAAGGACAAGACGACGACAUACGUGAGCCAAGGCUUUUCUUCGCAUUCCGCAAGCACAAGAAGAAAUACGCCCCCCGACAUUUUUGUUUGCUAGGCGAUUCCUGCGUGUCGAAAUACCCUGUCCCAUCAAGUCCACAUGUUGAACUUUGCCCCGCGCAACCUGCCUUCAUUCCUUCGUUUCCUUCGCAUGGGCGAAUUAAGCUCGGGGUUGCGACAUGGCCGAGGGUUAUUAUGAAGUCUGCAAAGCGAGUCGAAGUCCGCUUUUUUGCAGAUAAAUACGGUUCCGGCCACCGCCGCUUCGAUCGAUCCUGGUCUCAUGCUUCAACGUGGCCUUACGCCUUGUCUUCCGGAUUGAAUGACUUCCACCUUUUUUUCUGCCUUUUGUCCCAUACCGCUUGUCAGACCGGGGAGGACCGGCUGUGAUAAGAAGCCACUAAGCGUUGCGCUAACAGCUGAUGCAGAAGAAAAUAGCCCAUACGAAAUAAUGUCGUCGCUCUCUCGCCGCGCCUGCUAUAAAUGUGGCGAGCUUGGACACCACGCCGAAGCGUGUUCAUCACCCCAUCGCCUCUGUUACAACUGUAAGCAGAAUCCCCCUCUCGUUUCUUGCCGAGCAAGCCACUAAUCAACCUCUGGAAUAGGCAAGCAGCCGA